AUGGAGAGAAGCACCUCCUUCAUCCUCUCCAUCGCAGGGCUCUAUGGUGUCAUUCUCCACGCAGCAGCAUGGUCUGUGAAUAACUUUCUGAUGACAGGACCUAAGGCUUACCUGACGUACUCCAGCAGCGUGGCGGCCGGGGCGCACAGCGGGAUGGAGGAGUGCAAGUUCCAGUUCGGAUGGGAGCGCUGGAACUGCCCCGAGAGCGCCCUGCAGCUCUCCACCCACAACCGGCUCCGCAGCGCUACCCGGGAAACAUCCUUCGUACACGCCAUCAGCUCGGCCGGCGUCAUGUACACCCUCACCAGGAACUGCAGCAUGGGAGACUUUGAGAGCUGAGACGCCAGAACCGGCCGCGUCGGUGGCCGAGGCUGGGUCUGGGGAGGAUGCAGCGACAACGUGGAGUUUGGGGAGAGGAUUUCCAAGCUCUUCGUGGAUGCUUUGGAAACAGGACACGAUACCCGCGCGCUGAUUAAUCUGCACAACAAUGAAGUCGGGAGAAUU
Apaloderma vittatum (bar-tailed trogon) is the source of this 504-nucleotide messenger RNA. Its product is annotated as protein Wnt-8c-like. The record is from RefSeq and is a predicted model, not a curated record. Lineage: Eukaryota; Metazoa; Chordata; Aves; Trogoniformes; Trogonidae. Gene Ontology annotation, cellular component: extracellular region. Gene Ontology annotation, molecular function: cytokine activity; frizzled binding. Gene Ontology annotation, biological process: canonical Wnt signaling pathway; neuron differentiation; multicellular organism development.